Rangifer tarandus platyrhynchus (Svalbard reindeer) is the source of this 327-nucleotide messenger RNA. Lineage: Eukaryota; Metazoa; Chordata; Mammalia; Artiodactyla; Cervidae. The record is from the annotation of a GenBank genome assembly.
AUGGGAGUGCAGGUGGAGACCAUCUCUCCUGGAGACGGGCGCACCUUCCCGAAGCGUGGCCAGACCUGCGUGGUGCACUACACGGGGAUGCUUGAAGAUGGAAAGAAAUUCGAUUCCUCCCGGGACAGAAACAAGCCCUUUAAGUUUGUGUUGGGCAAGCAGGAGGUGAUCCGAGGCUGGGAAGAAGGGGUUGCCCAGAUGAGCGUGGGUCAGAGAGCCAAGCUGACGAUCUCCCCAGACUAUGCCUAUGGUGCCACUGGGCACCCAGGCAUCAUCCCACCAAAUGCCACUCUCAUCUUUGACGUGGAACUUCUAAAACUGGAAUGA